CCUCGACCUCGACCUCGACCUCGACCUCGACCUCGACCUCGACCUCGACCUCGACCUCGACCUCGACCUCGACCUCGACCUCGACCUCGACCUUGGUGCCGGCAGUCACUCUGCGCUUUCCUCUGUCGCCGUCCCACGCACAAUUGAGCCCAGGACCCUCGCGGCUUCCACACCGGCGUCACCUCCACCUCCACGCUGCCCGGCCUCAUCGCCGCCCUUCUCCGUCUGGAUCAUCUGCGCCCUUUUCGACUCUUUCCGACUCUCGCACAUCUUCCCAAUAAGCGGCGCCUAUGGGUGGAUGGAAGAGAUUCGAGCUCACAAAGUCCAGCGACCCAAGCUCGUCGGUGAAAGAGCGGCUGCUCUCCAGUAUGGCCUGGGCCACUCUCAAAUGGACACAGCGACUGGUUUAUCCAAACGACUAUCGCACAUUCCAGUCAUUUGCCGUCCAGACCGAUACCGCGCUUCCGCUGACCAGCGCCAGCAGCUCGGCCUACAUGACCACCAUCAUGAUUGGAACCCUGCAGACCCCCUUCGUGGUGCAAAUCGACACAGGUUCCUCCGAUCUUUGGGUGGAGGGAACCGAGUGCACUGCCUGCCACGGCCCACACCACUACAACGUGAGCCAAAGCCGGUCAGCAUACCUCGACGGCACGCCCAACCUGCUCACCUACGGAGACGGCUCAUUCGUUGGAUAUCUCGUCAAGGACAACGUAUCGUUUGGCGGCCUGUCGAUCAAGCAGCAAUACUUUACGAAUGUGGUUGAUGCCGACAACAGCGAGGCUGCAACGUUCUCCAUCCUGAAGUACGAUGGGCUGAUGGGCUUGGCCCUCAAUAAUCUGACCCAAUCCACUGCCGUGGUUGACCCUGGCGGUGUCUCCACCAAGAAUACUGUUAUUCAAUCGCUUGUCAAACAAGGCUCCCUCUCGAGUCCGGUCUUUACUGUGUUCCUGAAUCCACAAGGGAGCACAUUCAGCCCUUCUCACCAAGGCGAGCUGACCAUUGGCAUAACCGAUGCCUCCAAGUAUCGUGGCUCGCUGAGCUGGCUCGAUGUUGAUGUCAUUCCAUACAUCAGCCCAGAAAAGUUUCACUGGGCACUAAGCGUCACGUCGUUGCAAGCCGGGGGCACCAUCUUAGAUCUGAGCGUCACUCCCACCUAUGCGAUAGUUGAUUGCGGCACCACCCUCAUCCACGUCGAUAGCAACACCCUCAACAACACCAUCAUACCCAGCUUGGGGGUGAACUCCACAUUCCGCAGCUCAUGGAACCUCUGGAUGGUCGACUGCGUCGCUGCAUGGCGGUCAGCCCCGCCGCUGAUAUUCUAUUUGAAGGGAUUGCCCUUUCCUCUGGCACCAAGCGACUACAUCCUGCCUGCCAGUGCCGACAACCGCACAUGCUAUGUUGGGAUCACCUCGAGCGAUACCGUGCCGACGUGGCUCCUCGGUGAUGUCUUUCUCUAUCGCUGGUACUCUGCCUUUGAUGUCCAGCUUGGCAGGGUCGGUCUGGCCCAGUCUGUCGCUCCUCCAACUCCACUAAACCAGUCGUGGACAGCAGGCUCAGUUUCGGGCAGCACUCGCGCGGAGUGGUCUGCCCAUCAUCUCCUGUUGGCAUCGAUAUUGUAUCUAUUAGCUUGGUGGGCUUCCUAGGCUGCUACAGCUUGUUCAGAACGAAACGGGACGGGAUCCCAGGGCUUUUUUUUUGCAUCAACCACUCUGUUGCUGGUUUGGGGGGGGGGAUACAGUUUUGAUAUACAAUCUGCAUUCAACUCUGAC
Polychytrium aggregatum is the source of this 1769-nucleotide messenger RNA. Its product is annotated as aspartic peptidase domain-containing protein. Gene Ontology annotation, molecular function: aspartic-type endopeptidase activity. Gene Ontology annotation, biological process: proteolysis. NCBI's taxonomy places the organism in Eukaryota, Fungi, Chytridiomycota, Chytridiomycetes, Polychytriales. The record is from RefSeq and is a predicted model, not a curated record. The coding region runs from base 291 to 1643 and encodes 450 amino acids. The transcript has 7 exons.